Acytostelium subglobosum LB1 is the source of this 2862-nucleotide messenger RNA. RefSeq lists its product as hypothetical. The transcript has 7 exons. Gene Ontology annotation, biological process: protein import into nucleus. The record is from RefSeq and is a predicted model, not a curated record. Lineage: Eukaryota; Evosea; Eumycetozoa; Acytosteliales; Acytosteliaceae. Gene Ontology annotation, molecular function: small GTPase binding. Gene Ontology annotation, cellular component: nuclear membrane; cytoplasm. Bases 1 to 2862 code for a protein of 953 amino acids.
AUGGCAUUGGCACAGGAUUGGUUGAUAAACUUUCAAAAGUCAGACAAUGCAUGGCAGAUAGCGCCUCAACUGUUACAGUCACCAACGGUUGAGAUACAAUACUUUGGCGCAUCGACGAUAGAGGCAAAGAUAAAGAGCGAUUGGUCUAAUAUGUCACAGGAGAUGCGAUUGCAUCUGCUCGAGCAGCUGCUGGCCAUCCUUCGGAACGACUUUGAGAAGCUGCCCAAGAUGGUGGUGACACGUCUGUGUCUGGCCGUCUGCGCCAUCUCGUGUCUGUCGACGCCGGAGCUGUGGCAGUCGCCCAUCCCCGAUAUCAUGUCGCUGUCGUUCCCCGACGUCAAUGACACGAGUCGCUUCGACCCCAGUCGAGCCAACCUGCUGCUCGAGCUGCUCACCCUAUUCCCUCACGAGCUACUCUUUUGCGACUUUAUCACGAAUGAGAAGCGCAACAUGGUCGGCUACGAGUUCAGCAAGUACAUCGAGAAUGUCAUUCAAAUCCUCUCCUACAUCAUGUCUCUUCCCACCUCUCCCGCGACCUCACAGCUCAUGAAGAACGCGCUCAAAUGUCUCAGAAGUUGGGUACUCUUUGAUACACCUGCAAAAUAUAUACUCCUUGGAUCAUUGUUAAACAAUUGCUUCACAUCGGUCAGCAGAGACCCUCAGUUGGUGGAGGACUUCAUAUUGGUGUUGGAUGAGAUCUUCACGUUUAUGGGCGGCAAACACUUUAAGCAGUAUCCCAACUCAUUCGAAUCGGUCGUUGGCAAGAUAUUGGACACGCUGCCCAACUACUUUGUGCUGGCACACCAGGAGGACAAUCAGAAGAUCUACGGAUCGAUAUUCCUCCUAUUCACUCAUAUCCCCGAGAAUCAUGCAAGAUUGUUAUUGUCGAGCGCUUACAAUGAGCAGUACAUGAAGGUUCUCAUCAACAUUGCCAAUCAGAUCAGUGUGGAGCUGUGCGAUCUUGUCGAACCAGUCAUCAGCGAAGUGCACACACUACAUGAACGUGAGGUCGACAUCUCACGCUGGCAUCCCUUCCUCUUUGAUGCAAUCAAGUUGCUACACAGCAAGUGCAUGUUUCCAGACAAUGACAAUGAUGAAAGUGUGGAGAUGGACAAGUUCUACAGCUUUAGAUCAAUAGCUGGCGACUCUUUAUUGAAUAUAUAUAGUAUACUGGAGAGGCAAACACUCCAGUUCCUGCUGUCUGCUCUUUGGGAAGACAUAAACAACCUUCCAAACAGCACGUGGCAGUCGAUAGAGGCCACCGUCUACCUGAUCGGAUGUCUGUCCGAGGGCAUUGCAGAGGACAUUUCAUUCAUUCCCCAGUUGUUCCAAGUGAUUGGUUCGCUACCAAUUCAAUCCACACCGCUGAUAAAGUCCACGAUUGUACUGGCGGGUAAGUACGCCAACAUGCUCGAGAAGAGUACAGAGUUCCUGGUCAAGCUCGUCAGCGACUUUAUACCUGCACUGUCCAAUCCAGAGUUGGCCAGUGUCACAGCCGACUCAAUCCUAUCCAUUGCCAGGAACAAGAAGUGCGCCAAGCUUCUCACGUCCAACAUACGCGACAUGAUCAUUAGAUGUGAGCCAAUAUUCAUUAGUAACGAUAGCGAAACAUCAAGAAAGAUAAUAGAGGCAUUGUUGGAGAUUAUUGCCAGACUACCAAUGAAUGAAGACACUGGUAAUCAACCAAACGAUAUAACAACUACAUCAACAACAAACAAUGCGUCACCUAAUAUUACAACAUCAGCUACUACAACACAUAACAACAACAAAGAUCACAGUAUACUCAUCAACUCAAUCAAUAUAUUAUCCAAACUAUUCAAGAUAUUCGAGACUGAUGAUAAAGAGGAAGAUGAGGAAGAUGAGAAUGAAAUACCGACAAACAACAACUUCAAGAACAACAACAACAACAAUAAUAACAAUAACAACAACAACAACAACAAUAUUCAGUCAACGAUACUAUCGAUUGCACUCAAUGUAUUGCCAGUGACUGGAAACCUGUUGCAAUCAUACUCCCGCGAUGCCGACAUCAUUGAGUCAAUCUGUCACCUCUACAAGGAGAUAAUAAUGAGUUGCACAGAGGAUGUUGGCAAAUACAUCUCGACAAUAUUCGAGCAAUUAGCCAGUGUAUAUGAAGUUAUGCCACUGGCCCCUUUGCUUAAUACGAUGUCUGUGGGCAUCCCUUGGCUGCGGUCCGACAGUUCAUACGAUUUUCUCAAGCAGUCGAUCACCAUGGUCACAGCGGCAACAUUUGAGUUGUGGAAGAAAGGCAACGCUGAUCGCGUCGGCUUCCUCCACACGCCCACACAGUACAACCUAUCAAUCCAACCGCUCAUCACCAAGGAGUACUUCUCCCUGCUGCAACAAUGCAUCAAGUAUACAGUGCGCUCAUUCCCCGCCAACUUUGUCGCGCCAAUCUUCCAGGUAACGCUGGAGAACCUAUUGAACAUACAAGACAAAGCCACGGCAAUCCCCGCCUUCACAUUCGUAUCCACUUUGUUAUCGAUCGAACAAAAGAAACAUUCACCAGAGUACCAACUGUUCAAGGCAGAGUUGGAUGUUUUGUUGGCACAACAUGGCGAGUACUUGAUCAAUCAGGUGUUGUACGCGAUUGGCGGUGGAUCACCACGUAGCUUGUCACAAUACCUUGGUCUGAUCGUCACAGCACUCGUCACUUACUAUCCAAACACAUUCCGACCGAUUGCCAUGCGUCUUCUCUCUGUUGAGGGUUUCCCAACAUCGCACAUCACCGCCAAACAGAAGGAGAAGUUCCUUGCCAACUUGAUGAGACUCAAGAUCAAGAAGGCUAUCUAUGACUUCUCUGUCAUAUGUCUUGGACUCUCGGAGAAGGGACUAGAGAUAUGA